Molecule: messenger RNA, 240 nt
Organism: Pseudomassariella vexata
Lineage: Eukaryota; Fungi; Ascomycota; Sordariomycetes; Amphisphaeriales; Pseudomassariaceae
Exons: 1
Coding region: 1-240 (79 amino acids)
Molecular function (GO): oxidoreductase activity; flavin adenine dinucleotide binding
Source: RefSeq, a predicted model, not a curated record
AUGAUAAUGACCAACAAGCUAGACCCGUUACUAAUUCACGCAGCUCCCAAUAGCGUGUCAUAUAGCAACGAAGCCGACCCCUAUAUAGAAAAUUGGCAUAAAGAGAUCUACGAGACGCACUGGAACCGCCUAGUUAACAUCAGGGAGAAGUAUGAACCGGAUGGCGUAUUUGACUCGGCCUAUACAUCGUGCGCUGGUAAAUGGAUCAUGGAUGAAAACUGGCGCAUGCGCAAGGCUUAA